UUCUCAGUUCAAGACGUCACACCCACACGCUUCACACCGAUUUGCUGUCCCAUCCCACCCCCUGGCUUCCGGCCCUCCUGCCCGGAUGAGACAGACCCAUCCGCAUGUCCACCCCAGAUCCUCAUUGACUGGCCAGGAAAAGGUUAAGGAUGAGGUCAACAGGCCAGAGAUUGCAUCGCCUGAGGAAUUGUCUGAGGAAGUUCAACGGAGAGGCGCAGAAAUUGCAAAUAUGUAUAAAGCACAGCUGAAAGAGAGGAUGGCCCAAAAGAGAAAGGAAGAGAUUCUGAAGAAAAGGGUAAACAACGAUGACAAGAACGAUGACACUGAGGCCUCCUGUUCCUCUGCAGUAGAACAAUCCAAUACCCCUGCCACAGCCCCCGAGCGCCCGGCCAGCCCAGACGCCACGCCAGUGGCCGCCCAAAAGGACACUCAGGGGGACACCCAGCAAGACCUGGCAGACGUUGUGAAUGUGCUCAAGAGGCAAUCAUCUGAUCUAUACCUGCCUGACGACGUUUGUGAGGAGUCACUCACAUGGAAGUCCAUUUACGAGGAGCUGUGCCCGCUCGCUCACAGGGUGAACACAGAAGCUGACUACAUCAAGGCGCUCCGCGUCAUCACUGAGAAGGCUGUGACUCCCUCGUGCUCGUCUGAGGAUGAUGUGUCUCAGAGUGUGAGUGAGGUCACAAGUCAGGAGGGGAGUAGUGAAAGUGAGGAGAGCAUGAGUGGACAACAGCAGAGAUGUCUACACAGGGAACCUUAUGGUGAGAGGGACAGGAAGGAGAUUGAUAGUGGUAAAAUGGAAGGGAGAUAUGCAACCGCCAAUGCAUUGUCUAUGAUGGCAAGCCGAGGGAAAGAAGAACUUAAUGCCAUGAGCUACGCAGACAGGAUCAAAUAUUUCAAGGACGAGGCUAAGAGAAAUGAAGAGAUGAUGAAGAUUGAAAGGAGGAAGGAAAAAGCCAGGGACGAAGAGCUCAAAAAGUGGGAAAAGAGACAGAAGAAAUUGAAGAAAUUGAAUGAGGAGGAAAGGAAAAGGACAGAAAAUAUGGAAAAAAACAAGUUAGAGGAGCAGAGGAAAAGGGAGAAGGCAGAGAUGAAACUAAAGAUCGAACAUGAGAAAAAGAGACAAGAGCAAGAGAAAAAAAGAGAGAAAAAAGAAAGAAAGAAGCAGGAGAUGCAACAGAAGGCCCGUGCAAAAGAAGAGAAAAAGAGGGCAGAGGAAGAGAAAAAGAUGGAGAAAAAGAGGGCAGAGAUGUUGAAAAAGAUUGAGAAACAGAGGAUGGAGGAGGAGAGGAACAGGGAAAAGGAGAGAAUGAAGGUGUUGGAGAUGCAGCAAAAGGCACGAGAGAAAGAAGAGAAGAGGAGGAAAGAGGAACAGAAAAGGAGAUUGAAGAUACAGCAGGAACAAGAGAAGGAGGAACAGAAAAGGCAGACAAGGAUACGGGACGAGGAUAAGAAGAGAGCAGAGCUUCAAAGAAUAAAAGAUCACGAGGCCAGGUUCAAGAUGGAGAUGGAGAAACUGUAUGAGAGAGAAGAGAGGAAUGCACAGAUUGAAAGAGAAAAGAGGCGUGCGCUGUGUCAGAAAAAAGGGCAGACACAGAGAGCAAAACAGGUGGUGGCAUACGAGGUCACAGCGUCUACAUCUGACGCCUCUGUGCGGAGGGAAGAGAGGGAGCAGCGUCCAGAGACCGCUCACACACAGUCUGCGAAGAGGAGAACAAGGAAGAAGCAGAAGAAAGCGGCGGACGAGGCAUUGACAACUUUUGAGUAGAUGACAAAAGAAAAUACUAACAAAAAAAAUGAGAAAAUAAGCAAAAGGAGGAAAAUAUUAUAAGGAAGCCAGGCAUGAGGGUGAAGAGGAGGAAACAUGAGAGAGGAGGAAGGGAGACCAGAGUGGUUUAUCAGGAGGUCAGUAGAAGAUACAGAAUUCAAGUUCUGAUGGACAGAAUCAGGAAGGACCAUGGGAUAAAAGGUAAAUGAGAUUAGCAGUAAAGAGCUGAGUGGAUCAAAAGAAAGUAAUGGAAAACACAAGAUAAACAGAGGUGAAAACAUUUUAUAAGAGUAAAAGAGAGGAGAUUGAACUAAAAUUCCGAUGGACAUAUGGCCAAAAUAACUAUCUAAAUAACUAAGGAUGAGCAGAAAAGGAGAAGACCAAGAGCACAGGAAAAAGAGCCAACAGACAUGUCAAAAAUAACUGAAGUCUGCCUCUUCUACUUCUCUUUUAAAGUUGCUUUGGUUUCCUUUUGUCCUCUUUCCAAGCCUGUUCAAGUCUGAGAUAGAUGAAAAGAGCAGCCAAAGAAACAGAUCUGUUGAAGCAUCAAUAGGAAAGGAUGUAAGGGAGGGAGGCAGGAAGAGGAAAACACAGAAGAGCAGAUGAGGAGCACUCUAUGUUCUGCUUCCAUGUGGAUUGACAGCAUUGCUUUCAUGAGCUGCUGGAGGACACCAUGGAGGAAGAGGGUUUAUGAUAGGCAGUUUGCCAUGGCCCUAAAUGGGCUUUUGGAUGUUAAUUCUUCCUGCUUUAUAUCAUACAACUUUACAAUAAAAAUGAAUUGCACGCAUCAGCCUUUUCUGUUUGAUUGUGAUCAGUGCAGUAGUAGUAAGAUUGGUGUAAACCCAAGGAAUAUUCUGGCAGUAAUGUUCAGUUGGUAUAAAAUAGUGUGAUAAGAAAUGAUCAACAUCUUAUGAAAACAAUAUGGAAAUAGAAAUAUCAAAAGAAGUGUUGCAUUUACUUAGUAAUAGCUAUUUCUCCCUCAUAGAGAAUGGUGUCCUUGUUGUGAUCAGUCCAUCGACAAAUGCAUGUAUGCGCGCACACACACCCACAGAGAGUUAGUCAUGAUUUCCCUGAGUCAUCAGACUCUGGUGAAGGUUUCUUUGCAUCUUGAGCAGUCUGUGUUGUAUCCUUGCCGGACUCAUCUAUAACAAUCUCGAAGGCCGCCUCUUCUUCUACCCUCUUCACUU
Messenger RNA from Salvelinus namaycush (lake trout), 2955 nucleotides. Its product is annotated as vicilin-like seed storage protein At2g18540. The transcript has 2 exons. The coding region runs from base 86 to 1768 and encodes 560 amino acids. Lineage: Eukaryota; Metazoa; Chordata; Actinopteri; Salmoniformes; Salmonidae. The record is from RefSeq and is a predicted model, not a curated record.